Molecule: messenger RNA, 1198 nt
Organism: Bombus huntii
Lineage: Eukaryota; Metazoa; Arthropoda; Insecta; Hymenoptera; Apidae
Gene: blp
Product: mitochondrial import inner membrane translocase subunit Tim16
Exons: 1
Coding region: 636-1037 (133 amino acids)
Biological process (GO): protein import into mitochondrial matrix
Cellular component (GO): TIM23 mitochondrial import inner membrane translocase complex
Source: RefSeq, a predicted model, not a curated record
UUAAUAUUCAAAAUAAAUUGAUGGAAUAUAAAUACUUUUAUUUCAUCUUAGUAAGAAGUUUAAAGACAGGUUCUACUUUAUUUUACAUAAAAAUUGACCAACAGAUUGUAAAUAUAAGAUUAUUGAAUAAUAAAAGUAAUAAUAAUUAUAAAUUAUUGAAUUAAUGAUUUUUUAAUUCCAAUGUUAAUCAAAAUUUAAUUAACAUUAUUUUGUUGAUGUUCCUUUAAUCACUCAUAACCUCACACGUCCUCUAAAAACGAAAACAACCUAUCUAUCUAAUAUAUAUUGCAUCUUUGUGUAAAGUUAGCAUUCUACAAAUUUGUUUGAUACUGUAAUAUAGACAUCAUUUUUUAAAUUAGAAACUUCAUAUACAGGCAAUCAGUAAUAUUAGAGUAAUAUAUGUAUUUCUAUAUAGUACAUGUGCGUUUUAAAAUGGUGCAAUACGAGUAUGAGACGUGCAACGAAUAAGUUAUAUAAAGAAACCAUCGUAAAAAUUUGAAAACAGUGAUAUUACUAUUUGAAUAUCAUAAAAAACGAAUUUUGUUUAGUAUAAAUAUUUUCUGAAAGCUAAACCGCAAAAGAAAAAUAUACUGCAAAUUGUUUUGACAACUAUUUUCAAUAAGAGGGAAGAGGUUAUGGCAAAACACUUAGUACAAAUAAUUAUAAUGGGUACACAAGUCGUUGUUAAAGCAUUUACACGUGCAUUACGACAAGAAAUUGCAGCAAGUCAAGCUGCUGCACAUAAAACAGGUGGUGGAGCAAGAGGUACUCAACACGUCGCAGCCAAUUACAAGACUGGUAUUUCUUUGGAAGAAGCACUACAAAUAUUGAAUGUUGAACGUGUGGAUGAAGUAGAAGCUAUUGAACGUAACUAUAAACAUCUUAUGGAAGUUAAUGAUAGAUCAAAAGGUGGUUCUUUUUAUAUUCAGUCAAAAAUUGUACGUGCUAAAGAACGUAUUGACGAAGAACUAAAAACUAUGAAGACUCCUCCCCCAAACAGUAAUUCUAUACAACAAAAUGUUUCAAAAAAACUGUAAUACUAGAAAUUUAAUUGAUAUACUUUUGAAGUCUGUAUAUAUAAAUGUAAUGACACUUUAGUCACCAAUAAAUAAUAUGGAACAUCUAUCGACAAAAUUGAUAUACUUAUGUCUUAGUAUUGGUUAAAAUGUUGAAAUAAAAUAAAACGUUAUUUAAAGUA